UGAAGAGGCACCCGCGGAAUUGUUAUCGGUCUUUCUCUAUUUGAUGUUUAGUCAGUCACUCUUUAAAGAAAUCUCUUGUUCUUACCCUGCAUGUCGGACAAUCAAAGAUUCGGUUUGUACUGCUGGGAUUGUAGACAGUUCGCUUGAUCACACCGCAAUCAUCAUCGGAGCAUGGAUCAACUCUGGUGUCUGGUUUGACGCACUUGCAUUUAUACUUCACGUUUAUUAUGUAUGCGGUGCACAUGAUGAAAGAGACAGCUAUGGAGAUUCUAGAUCAAUGAAGAAAAUUGGUUGACUGAGAUGGGAGAGGUGAUUUUGUGAGAGGGGGGGGAGUGACUGGGUAUUUAUGCAUUCAGCUUUUCUUUUCUUCGCACUGAAUGUAAUUGUGCACUGUAAUGAUACUU
Aspergillus sclerotioniger CBS 115572 is the source of this 404-nucleotide messenger RNA. RefSeq lists its product as uncharacterized. The record is from RefSeq and is a predicted model, not a curated record. The transcript has a single exon. Bases 44 to 295 code for a protein of 83 amino acids. Lineage: Eukaryota; Fungi; Ascomycota; Eurotiomycetes; Eurotiales; Aspergillaceae.